GAGCUGAUUCCUGCCCGGCAUGAUAAUAAGUUGAUGUUAUUAGUCCCUUGCAAAGAUCCAGACUCCGAGUCAACGCGGAUGUGGAGUCCAUGUCAGGUUUUAGUGGAGUCCUCCGCUCAGACAAGCUCCUGCAGACGGCAGCCUGCUCUCCGCUGCACUGGCGCUGUUUACUGGAAGCCCGCUCUGCGCUGCUUCCACCAAGUGUCUCAACACUGUGAGCGGGAUCUUUUCCAGAGGCGAGCCGCUGAAACUUGCCCACUCUUCACAGUCUCGUUCAGAGGAGCCAGGAAAGCAGCGUCGGCGGCUAAAGUAGCGGCGAGCGGGAGUCUCUUCUCCCCCACCACCACCCCCACCCCCUAUUCACCAGACACUGAAAGCCCCACACUCUUGUCUGUCCCUCUCAGUCACCCAGUCUCUCUCUCUCUCUCUCUCUCUCUGGGUCCCCGAGCUCCGCUUCUCCUCUCCUUGUUUGUUGUUGCUGCUCCGGGAGUGAAUGCGCGACAGGAGAGCCGAGACUGUGAGGCGCAGUAGGCGUUGAUGAGUCAGGACUGAGCGCAGAGCAACACCUUGCUUUUGCCAUGGAAGUGUGCGUCCGGUGCAGGGGAAUGUACGGGCUGAGAAGGGGACCUGCCGCCUGAUUGCCAGCCUCUGUCCCAGAUAAGGGGAGCAUGCCUCAGACCUGCAGAGUGAUUCUCUUCGCUGCAGAGGAGAUCCCAUCUGUCUAUCUGACUGUCUAUCCACAAUCUGACUUUUAAAUAGUUUGUUAUUGUUAUUUUUUUCUUCUUGCAAGUCACAUCCCUUCUGACUUCAUCAUCCCAGCCUGGUUGGCUUCACUUCUUUUCAAUAAAGAUAAUGUCUCUGCAAAUGAUUUAACCGCCCUCGUUGAGGCUCCUUCCAGUAAUUGAACAAGCAGAGACUGGGUGCUUUACAGGAAAACAAUAGUCAUAUUAUCUCAGAUCUCCACCACUCUGAGAUUCAACAAAACACUACCUUGGAUUGGACUUGGCGGACUACUUCGACGGUCUGAAUUGAAGAAACGAAUCAGGUGAGAGGAUCAAUGAUGAGCAUCUCUGAGACCAGCUGGCUUGGACUUUUUUAAUCAGAACCAUUCAGUCACAGCACAAUCCUGCCGCAAACCAUCACCAGGAGCCAUGGCAUGCUCCCUGUGGAAACUACACACCUUCUGCUGGUUUCUCAUCACACUAGCCCAAGUUCACUCCACAGAGGGGUUUAGUCGAGCUGCCCUGCCAUUUGGCUUAGUACGGAGAGAGCUGUCUUGUGAGGGCUACCCCAUUGAUCUGCGGUGUCCAGGAAGUGAUGUCAUAAUGAUCGAAAGUGCCAACUAUGGCCGAACAGAUGACAAGAUCUGCGACGCCGACCCUUUCCAGAUGGAGAACAUCAACUGCUAUCUUCCAGAUGCCUACAAGAUCAUGUCACAAAGAUGCAACAAUCGGACCCAGUGCAUUGUGAUCACAGGUUCAGAUGUCUUCCCUGACCCCUGCCCAGGGACCUACAAGUACCUGGAGGUCCAGUAUGAGUGUGUGCCCUACAAAGUGGAGCAAAAAGUUUUUCUUUGUCCUGGGACUCUGAAAGCUGUCGGUGAUCCUUCCUUUCUAUUUGAAGCGGAGCAACAAGCUGGCGCCUGGUGCAAAGAUCCACUGCAAGCCGGCGACAAAAUCUACUUCAUGCCUUGGACUCCUUAUCGGACAGACACUCUCAUUGAGUAUUCCUCCCUGGAUGACUUCCAAAAUGCCCGACAAACCAUUACCUAUAAGCUGCCCCACCGGGUGGAUGGGACUGGAUUUGUGGUGUAUGAUGGGGCCGUGUUUUUCAACAAGGAGCGUACCCGCAACAUUGUGAAGUUUGACCUGCGGACUCGAAUCAAAAGUGGUGAGGCAAUCAUCAAUAAUGCGAACUACCACGACACGUCGCCCUACAAGUGGGGUGGUAAAACAGACAUUGACCUGGCAGUAGAUGAAAAUGGGCUAUGGGUGAUCUACGCCACAGAGCAGAACAACGGUAUGAUGGUAAUCAGCCAGUUGAACCCCUACACACUACGUUUUGAGGCAACCUGGGACACAACCUAUGAUAAGCGCUCAGCCUCCAAUGCCUUCAUGGUUUGCGGAGUACUCUAUGUGGUCCGCUCCACCUAUGAGGACAAUGAAAGUGAGGUCAGCAAGAGCCUGAUUGAUUACGUUUACAAUACCAAACAGAACCGUGGGGAAUACGUUGAUAUCCACUUUCCCAACCAGUACCAGUACAUUGCAGCUGUGGAUUACAAUCCGCGAGAUAACCAGCUAUAUGUGUGGAAUAAUUUUUACAUCCUGAGAUACAAUCUGGAGUUUGGCCCACCUGAUCCAGCUCAUGCUCCACCACUGUCAGAAGUAACCUCGUCCCCUCUGCCUCAGAGAACUACAACCACCACCACAACAACCACCACAGUGCACGGGGGUGUGACCAACACUACCACCACAACAGGGCUCAAGGAGGGCAGCAGGGGAGCGCCCAAGCCGCCUCCCGUGAUUCCGCAGACUACUUCCCCUCCGCCCCUCGAGUCCUUCCCUUUACCUGAGCGCUUCUGCCAGGCCACAGAGAAAAGAGACAUAAUGUGGCCUCAGACCCAGAGGGGCAUGCUCGUGGAGCGACCUUGCCCCAAAGGAACACGAGGCACAGCCUCUUAUUUAUGUGUCCUUUCCACUGGGGCCUGGCACCCGAAGGGCCCUGAUCUCAGCAACUGUACCUCCCACUGGGUCAACCAAGUAGCCCAAAAGAUCCGCAGCGGUGAAAACGCAGCUAACUUGGCCAACGAGUUAGCCAAGCACACCAAAGGCCCCAUCUUUGCAGGGGACGUCAGCUCCUCGGUGCGCCUGAUGGAGCAGCUGGUGGACAUCCUGGAUGCUCAGCUGCAGGAGCUCAGACCCAGCGAGAAGGACUCUGCAGGGCGGAGCUUCAACAAGCUUCAAAAACGAGAAAGGACAUGCAGGGCAUACAUGAAGGCCAUUGUGGACACGGUAGAUAACCUCCUGCGACCGGAGGCAUUGGUGUCCUGGAAAGACAUGAACAGCACGGAGCAAACGCACGCAGCCACCAUGUUACUAGAUACUUUGGAGGAAGGGGCUUUUGUCCUUGCCGACAACCUUAUGGAACCCGCCAUUGUCAAAGUUCCGGCAGACAAUAUAAUCCUGGAUGUGUAUGUACUCAGCACGGAUGGCCAAGUCCAGGAUUUUAAAUUUCCACAAUCCAGCAAGGAUGGUAUCUCAAUCCAGCUGUCGGCCAACACUGUCAAGCUCAACAGUCGGAACGGGGUUGCCAAGCUGGUUUUUGUGCUCUACAAAAAUCUGAGCCAGUUCCUCAGCGCAGAAAACGCCACCAUCAAGAUGGCCAACGAGGGUUCCAGCCGCAACGUGUCGGUGGCCGUCAACUCCGACAUCAUUGCUGCCUCAAUCAACAAAGAGUCCAGCCGUGUAUUCAUUAAUGACCCGGUGAUUUUUACCCUGAAGCACAGUAAUAUGACAGCGGACUACUUCAAUGCCAAUUGCUCCUUCUGGAAUUACUCUGAGAGGAGUAUGAUGGGUUACUGGUCCACCCAAGGCUGCAAACUCUUGGACUCCAAUAAAACCCACACCACCUGCUCCUGCAGCCAUCUCACCAACUUUGCCAUCCUCAUGGCGCACAGUGAAGUCUCAGUUAAUGGCACGGUGCACGAGCUGCUUCUGAGGGUCAUCACUCGCGUUGGGAUCGUGGUGUCCCUCGUCUGCCUCGCCAUCAGCAUCUUCACCUUCUGCUUCUUCCGGGGGCUGCAAAGCGAUCGCAACACCAUCCACAAGAACUUGUGCAUCAAUCUCUUCAUCGCGGAGUUAAUAUUCCUAAUUGGUAUCGAUAUGACGAAAGCUGGGAUUGGAUGUGCCAUCAUUGCGGGGAUCCUCCACUUCUUCUUCCUGGCUUCCUUCUCCUGGAUGUGUCUUGAGGGGGUCCAGCUGUACCUCAUGCUGGUGGAGGUCUUCGAGAGCGAAUACUCCCGGAAAAAGUACUACUAUGUGUCUGGUUACCUGUUCCCUGCCAUCGUGGUCGGCGUCUCCGCAGCCAUCGAUUACAGGAGCUAUGGGACCGAGAAAGCGUGCUGGCUAAGUGUGGACAAUCAUUUCAUAUGGAGUUUUAUAGGACCUGUCACCUUUAUCAUCAUGCUCAAUCUCAUCUUCCUGGUCAUCACAAUGUACAAAAUGGUGAAGCACUCUACCACCCUGAAACCAGACUCUAGCCGACUGGAGAAUAUAAAAUCCUGGGUCAUGGGUGCGUUCGCUCUGCUGUGUCUGCUGGGCCUCACGUGGUCCUUUGGCCUCUUCUUCAUCAACGAGGCUUCGAUCGUCAUGGCAUACCUCUUCACUAUCUUCAACACCUUCCAAGGAAUGUUUAUCUUCAUCUUCCACUGCCUUCUCCAGAAAAAAGUCCGCAAAGAGUACAGCAAGUGCUUCCGCCACACCUACUGCUGCGGGGGGCUGCCAACUGAGAGCUCACACGGUUCUGCAAAGACUUCCACCACACGGACCAGCGCACGCUACUCCUCUGGUACACAGAGUCGUAUCAGGAGAAUGUGGAAUGACACCGUAAGAAAACAAUCUGAGUCCUCCUUUAUCUCAGGUGACAUCAACAGCACCUCCACCCUUAACCAAGGAAUGACCGGGAAUUAUCUACUAACAAAUCCUCUUCUUCGACCACAAGGCACUAACAACCCAUAUAACACCUUACUGGCUGAGACAGUCGUAUGUAACACCCCCACGGCUCCAGUGUUUAACUCGCCAGUGACCUACAGAGAGACAAGGCACUCACUGAACAAUGCGGUGAGGGAUACAAGUGCAAUGGAUACUCUACCGCUAAAUGGUAACUUUAACAAUAGCUACUCACUCCGCAAUGGGGACUUUGGCGACAGUGUGCAGGUAGUAGACUGCGGCCUCAGUCUGGACGAUGCUGCCUUCGAGAAAAUGAUCAUCUCCGAGCUAGUACACAACAACCUGCGUGCCUGUAACAAAAGCCACCAACAGCAACAGCAGCAGCACCCCAGUUUACACCAUCCACCCCACCACCAGCAGCCCCCGCAGUACCACCAUCACCACCACGCGGAGCGGGCUCCGCCCAAGGUGACAGUGAUAGGCGGCAGCAGCAGCGAAGAUGACGCUAUCGUUGCUGAUGCUUCGUCUUUGGUGCACGUGGGUGACACAGUGGGCCUUGAGCUGCACCAUCAGCAGGAGCUGGAGGCGCCGCUCAUCCCCCAACGGACUCACUCACUUCUGUACGCACCCCAGAAGAAGGUGAGGACCGAUGGGGGAGUUGAUACCUUUGUCAGCCAGUUGACACCCACCAACCCCGAUGACAGUCUGCAGUCCCCAAACAGAGACUCCUUGUACACUAGUAUGCCUAAUCUGAGGGACUCUCCAUACCCCGAGAGCAGCCCCGACGUGGUGGAGGACCUGUCCCCCUCCAAGGGGAGCGAGAAUGAGGACGUUUACUACAAGAGCAUGCCUAACUUAGGGGCUGGCCACCAGCUGCAGGCCUAUUAUCAGAUAGGCCGAGGGAGCAGUGAUGGUUACAUUAUUCCUAUUACUACAGAGGGCUGCAUCCCUGAAGGUGAUGUACGGGAAGGACAGAUGCAGUUAGUGACAAGCCUUUAAAUGUAUUUAAAUAAUCCCCAAACCUCUUCUUGCCCUGACCUCUUUGAGGACACACUAGUAAAGGGAAGGGAAGUGUUUGUUUUAUUUUUAAAGAGAGCUUAAAAGCCCCAUCAUACACACUAGCCAUUUACAAAACCUUCCCCUUCAGCUGCAUUGUCAUCUCCUUUUCCCUAAACAUACCACUCUACCUUCCCUGCAGACCAACAGACUUGGUGCACAGUGAUGGCAGUGCAAAGUUUCAGUGAGACUGUACAUAAAAUGCAGAUUUGAAUUUCAAUUUUAAGAGACAAGCCAACUAUGUAUUUAAGUGUGCUGCUGCUGUUGAUUAAUUGAGAAAAAUGUAAGGUACGAAAAUAAUAAAAGACACAAAAAAAAUAAAACACUACUGGCUACAUCAGAUCAGCAAUUUCCCGGUCAAAAGGUUGUACAUACACUUCCCAACAUCCCCGUUGAAGCCUGUUUUUUAAUCGUAAACAAAACAACACCCCUGGACCAGGACUUGGACUUUUUAAAAUGUUCCUGAUCAGACUGUUAGAAAAGGAAUAUAAGGUCCUGGUUGCCCAGAGUCGCUCUCCAUCACCAUGAAGUCUGGAUUGUAUAACCACUAGCAAUCAAGCCCCUGGCCUUAUAUUUUCUCAACUGUACAUUGAACUGUUGUCAAGGAAAAUGGCUAAAAUAUAUAUUUUGUUGUAUUGCUAGUGUAAAAUAAAAAAUCAUGGGAAAACAUAAAUAUGAAGAAACCUUUUAAUUGCAAAAUUUAACAUUUGAGAGACUAUUGUGUAGAAGUUGCACAUAUGUUAUACGGUGUGUUUAUGGUUCCAACACUUCAUUCAUGGUAGUAUGUUUGAACGUAAAGGUUUAUGAAAAGAAAGGAGGAUUCAACAAAUUACAAAGAAACAUUAUCACUUUUCCCACUUGUGAACAGUGUUUUUUGCUUAUUGAGUUCCAUUGAUAUCGCCCGUUGAAAUAUGUCUAUUUAAUUUUGCCAAAGUAUCAUUACUUUAGUAGAACGGGAAUGCAAAAACCCAGGUAAAGUGAUUUAUGCAUUGCACAGUUUUUUGUGUAAUUCUGAAUGAAAUAGAUCUUUUUAACAGUCACGACAGAGUGGUGGGCAAGCGCAAAUGAAACUGACUUUUGACAAUAAAGUUUCUAUCAUAAAUGUAGUUCUUCCGCCUGGGUUUGGACAUUUUAUUUAUUGAAAUCUUUCCAAAAAAUAAAUGGGAAAUGUGUGAAUAUUUUCCAGCACUGGUAUACAUGCUGUACUGUAGCUCAUGUUUUCUAUGUAAACAUGUUACCAAGGGGCUCAUCACUUAAGACUGAUGUAAAGUUCAACACUUGUUUAACAAAUAAAAUAAAUGUGAGAUUUUUGGUCAAAUUCUAGUUGCUUUUUAAUGGUUUGUGUUUUUGGUACAGUUUGAGAAAACAGGUUUAAUUAUUUUGCUAUGGACAAAAAUACACCUUUGACUCAGGUUAUAAGUAAGUCCCGAGCACCCUGUAAAGGUAAAUUGGUGAAUUUGUUUUCUAAGGGAUUUAUUUGCUUUUGUUCUGCCUUUUACUUAAGUCGCUGCAUAGUAGAGAGAGCUCAUUUCACCGUUUGUGUUAGAGAAGCCAAAUCUUUCCAUGUGAUUCAAAGAUGAGAAACUCAGGUAGGAAAAUUGCAUUGUAAAUGUUCCUCUGUGUGGUUGUAACACUAAUAAAGGUUAAAAAAUGACACUGG
This is a messenger RNA of Micropterus salmoides (largemouth bass), 7383 nucleotides long. It is a transcript of the gene adgrl2a, whose product is annotated as adhesion G protein-coupled receptor L2a. NCBI's taxonomy places the organism in Eukaryota, Metazoa, Chordata, Actinopteri, Centrarchiformes, Centrarchidae. Gene Ontology annotation, molecular function: G protein-coupled receptor activity; carbohydrate binding. The transcript is spliced from 25 exons. Gene Ontology annotation, biological process: adenylate cyclase-activating G protein-coupled receptor signaling pathway; brain development; cell surface receptor signaling pathway. The record is from RefSeq and is a predicted model, not a curated record. Gene Ontology annotation, cellular component: neuron projection; membrane. The coding region runs from base 1152 to 5666 and encodes 1504 amino acids.